UCGAAUCGCCAGGGAUGCAAGAUCGUUGGAAAAAUAGAGGUCGAAAAUAAUUCGAACUAAAAUGCAGAAGCCUUGGCAAAAGCGACAGCGAUCCUCAUCAUGUCCAUCAAGGACUUUGUGGCUCAUCAGCAUAUUCGUGGGAGCGCUCUUCACCUUGUGUUACGUGCUACCGGCUUCCUUGAACUAUCCCCUACGACAGGUUCCGUCAACAGUGUCCCAAUGUGAAUUACAUCCAGGUAAAAAGAUAAUUAUUCUCUACUGGACAAAAUAUUUCGGAGCCAACAAUUUCGGCUUCGGGAUCGACAGAAAGUCGUUCGCCCAAUGCGAUCAGACCUGCAGCGAAAAUUGCAUCACGACGAGCGACAGAAAUUUGUUGAAUAAAAGCGACGCCGUCAUCUUUCACGGUCGUGAUCUACAAGACAGCGACUUACCUCCGCCGGAAUGGAGACUUCCUCAUCAGAAUUUCGUCUUCUUCCUGUACGAAUCGCCAGCGCACACGGACCUGGACGUGUUACAACGUCCAGUGUUCAGAAAUUACUUCAACAGGACGAUGACUUAUCGGCGGGAUUCGGAUGUUGUCGAUCUCCACCCCUACGGGCGGAUCAAGUGCAUCCAUCCGUCGCCAUCCUGUUUGAAUUUCCCGCGGUUAAAUCGCUCAGUCGUUCAAGAAAUUUCCUCAUCAGUUAACUUUCAAAUUGACCUGACCCUGAAGAACAGGGCCGUCGCCUGGUUCGUUUCCAACUGUGAAACGGACAGCCGGCGUGAAUUGCUGGCCCGCAAUCUCUCGCGUUUCAUUCCGGUGGAUAUUUACGGCAAAUGCGGAGACGGCCGACACAGCUGCCAGAAUCGGGCCGGCUGCGACCGCCUGCUCAGUCGCCAUUAUCGAUUUUACCUGAGCUUCGAAAAUUCCCUGUGCCCCGAUUACGUCACGGAGAAAUUGUAUCGGCCCAUGGCGUAUGACACGGUGCCGGUGGUUUACGGCGGAUCCGAUUAUUCGUUUUACCUUCCGGCCGGAUCCUACAUCAACGCCAUGGAUUACGACAGUCCGCAAAGUCUGGCGAAUUACCUAAAGAAAUUGAUGGCCGACGACGAGCUCUACCUGAGUUACUUCCGCUGGAGGCAGAAAUUUGUCGUCGAUCCAUCGCCCGUCGACGGAAUGUGCCGACUGUGUCGGUUACUGAGCGACACGAAGACGGAAGCGAAAUCCUACCCCGACAUUUCCUCAUGGUGGGCUGGCAAUGUUACAAACCGGACAUGUUUCCCACCACCCACGUCCCUUGUUUAAUUGGAAAAGUCGAUUGAAUUUAAUUCAUUAAUAAAAUAUGGAUAAGUGUGUUUGAUGACCAAAAUCAUUGUGUAUGCUCGACGAAUACUUGGCGGCGGUAUAGCCAUCUGACUC
This is a messenger RNA of Daphnia pulicaria, 1399 nucleotides long. RefSeq names its product alpha-(1,3)-fucosyltransferase C-like. The transcript is spliced from 2 exons. Gene Ontology annotation, molecular function: alpha-(1->3)-fucosyltransferase activity. Gene Ontology annotation, cellular component: membrane. Lineage: Eukaryota; Metazoa; Arthropoda; Branchiopoda; Diplostraca; Daphniidae. Bases 62 to 1285 code for a protein of 407 amino acids. The record is from RefSeq and is a predicted model, not a curated record.